Molecule: messenger RNA, 3563 nt
Organism: Phascolarctos cinereus (koala)
Lineage: Eukaryota; Metazoa; Chordata; Mammalia; Diprotodontia; Phascolarctidae
Gene: COA5
Product: cytochrome c oxidase assembly factor 5
Biological process (GO): mitochondrial respiratory chain complex IV assembly
Cellular component (GO): mitochondrion
Source: RefSeq, a predicted model, not a curated record
CUGGUGUCCAGAAGGUUGCUCCUGCCGGAAGUGGAGGCAGUCCACGGCGGGUGGGGGCGGUGUCGAAAACUCCGCACGCGGUGUUUGUUGAAGGCUCCGGGCUUGGCUCUGGGGGUGGCUCUUGGUCCUCUGAGUUGGAGGCUGCCUCGGCGGCGGCGGCAAGGGGGAGGUGAUGCCCCGUUACUAUGAGGACAAGCCGAAGGAUUACGGCGCAUGCGCCGGGUUGAAGGAGGAUCUGGGGGCGUGCCUACUGCAGUCGGACUGUGUGCUCAAGGAAGGAAAAACUCCUCGACAGUGUUUGAAGGAAGGAAACUGCAAAGCUUUGAAAUAUUCAUUCUUUGAAUGCAAAAGGUCAAUGUUGGAUACCAGAUCAAGAUUCAGAGGAAGAAAAGGAUAUUGACGCUUUUCUCUUAGAACCAAGAUUGAAACAACAUGGGUUCAUCAUUUAGAAAGCAUGGCUAUAUUUUCACUUCAUACAUUCAGUUGAACAAUUUUGUCAUUGUUUUUUAAGGGAAAAAAGAAAUGAAUCCUGCUUUUUGAACACUGACGGAAAUUGAUCUGUGUUCAGCUUAAUUAAACAGAUGUAAAAUAUGCGUAUAAUAAAUUUUCAGAAUUCUAAACAAAUUAAUUUUUAGAAAAUUUAUUCAAAUGACAAAGACCAUAUUUCUAAUAAUACUAGCUAGAUCAGUGAUAUAAUGGAUGCUGCAAACAUAACUUGGAACUGAGUGGGAAAAUGUACAGAAAGUUUACUUAAAUCGUUCUCUUUUUUUGUCCUCAAACUUCUAAGGUUUAAAUAUAGAGAGUUGUGUUCAGCUUCUUGGAGAGAUAAUUAUAUAUUCCUAGUUGAUCACUUUGAGAAUUUAAAAAAAAACUUUACCCUCAGUUAUGUUUUAACUUGAAAUAACAAAGUCAUCUUUUUAGUUAAUUUUGUUAAUUUUUUUGAAGAAAGUGGACUGCUAUUCUAUUUUUUAAAAAGUUAUUAGGAAAGUAACAAUUUCUGUUCUAAUCAUCAGCUUGAACAACAGUAACAAAAAGUUAUUUUUUUAAAAAAAAGACCUGGCUAGACUUGAGAAUAGAUGAUAAAAGUUGUAUACCCAAGGUAAGAUGGAUUUUUAAAAGUAAUUAAAAUGAAAAAAUUAUCUUCAGCAUUAGAGAAUAAGUGUAGAAACUAAAGUAUUACUUUAAAAACUUGAGAUCAUAGCAGUUAGUCACUAGUCUCUGCUUUGAUAUAUUACAAAAGGACUGUUUUUUUCUAGUGUAAAAGUGAAAGUUUAAAAAACUUUUUCUUUGAUAGACCCUAUGUAAUCUGUGUGAAAGUUGUCUGUGUCAUCUCCCCGUAUUAUUCUCUUGUCCUUCCACAGAUGCUCCCUAGAGGAGCAUCAAAUGCACGGAGGGCCUUCCUCCUGUUCUUUUUAACGUCUGGAAGAUGCCAUUAUAGAACUCUGGCUAUCUGGGUGUUGUCUUUCAUUCUUACUACCUGCCUAGUCAGUCUUUUAUUCUCAUCUUUUCCUAAGUGAUAUUUUUUAUGGUCCUUCUGACAUGCAAAUUAAGGUCUACUUAUUUAGAUUGUCAUCAUCAUUGAUGAUAUGUCAUAUGAUUAGAGGAAUAUUGUGUUAAAGAGAUGGAUUUUUGCAGCACUGAGCAGCUUGGGAUCCCUUUGGAUUCCCAAAUACUAUCUAACCCAGUUUUCUCCUGCUCUCAGAUCUAGGCCAAACUCACUGCCUCAUUGUAGUUCCCCUUCAAGAUAUUGAGUAUGUUUAAAGAAGUUAAAUUGAUACAGCAUUCCUAAAAAAUGAUGAGAAUCAUGUGUCCUGUACUUAAGGACAGAUUUCUCCUUUGAAGGAGGCAGAUGUCAUCAGUCACAAAAUAGCAUUUGUUAAAGCAGCCACAAUUUGCCAAGAGGCUAUUUUAUAGAGUUAGGAAAAACUAUGUUUCUUUCUUCAUUCAGCAGACAUAUAGAAAUAAUCCAAUUCAAAUAUAUCCUUUGUGUAUGGCAGUGCUAGACCUCUUUUAUCUAGCUUUUUUAGGGAAUAAGGUGUUCCAUAUAAGUGAAUUUUCUGAAUAAGUAUAAAUAUCCUUUUAAAUUACCCAAUUUUAAUACUUCCUGGUUUCUUAGAGCAUACUGGACAUCAAUUCAAUUCCAAAAGCAUUUAUUAAGUAACUCUUUUGUGAAAGAUACUUUAUUAAGAAUUGGGGAUACAGAGAUGAAAUACAAUACAGUUCCUGCACACAAAGAAAUGAUAAUCUGUGUAUAUUAGCAAUAAUAAAGUAAUAUGUAUUUUUAUAUGCUUAUUAUAAGUGUAUUUAAAAUAUUUCUCUGCAGGAAAUAAUGAUAUUAACAUUUUCUUAAUGACAGUGUCAUUCUCAAUUAUUUCAUUCAGAAGAAAAUAGUGAUGACUUAAAGAGCUCUUGAGUAACAUAGUAACACUUUGCCCCUGUACCAAAUGACCUCAGUAUGUUAUUUUUAAUACAUCCUGCUUUUUGCAACUUUUCUGCCUUCCCUACCAAACUGUCAGUAUAUCUACCUCCAAAACCCCCAUAUUCCUUACUCCUUUUAUUUCUUGUAUCUAAACUACUGCUGUUUGAUGACAUAAAAUGGAAAAAAAAUUUGCAAAACAAAAUUAGUGCAAUUAAAAUUAAAAGAGAAACUCAACUGAGAGAAAAACUUGCAAAUUUCUUGGAGAAAGUUUGCUAUCCAAGAUGGGUAUGUGUAUAUACACAUAUAUAUAUGGAAUUCAUAGAAACAUGAGAGCAAGAAUCAUUCUUCAAUAGAUAGAGGAUAUCAGCAGGCACUUUUCAGAGGGAAAAAAGGCAAGCUACCAACAACCAUAAAAAAAAAUGCUUCAAAAUACUAGGAGAAAUACAAGUUAAAACCACUUUGGUCCCCCAGAAUGUUUGUUGGAUUGGCAAAGAUAACAAAGUUCCACCUGGAGGAACCGUGAGAAGCACACUAAUGCACUUUUGGUGAAUCAAUAGUUCAACCAUUCUGGAAAGCAUUUUGGAUCUACAUCCCAAAAGUCACUGAACAUGCCUACCCUUUGGCCCUUUGAAACCAUAUGAGGCUUAUACACUAAAGAGACAGCAGGGUAUAAUGGAAAGAUUACUGGACUUAGAGGCAGAAAGACAUGAGUUCUAAUAUUGCCUCACAAACUUAGUAGCUAUGUGAAUGAGUUAUUUAAACUUUGGACAUCAGUUCCCUCAUUUGUAAAGUGAGGAGAUUAGACUUGAAAGCUUCUAAGGACUCUUUCAAAUCUAAAUCUGAUCUAAGAUCCUAUGAGGAAAAGAGAGAAAAUACACAUAUAAAAUAUUUGUAGCCACUCUUUUUAUUAUAGCAAAGAACAAUAAAUUCUCCAUUAGUUGGGGAUAGCAAAAGAAAUUAUGGCAAAUGAAUAUAGUAUAAUAUUAUUGCACCCUAACAAAGAAGGGUGGGAUUUAUUUUGGGUGAUUGUCCCUAUUUAUUACAAGAUAGUGCUUUUAUUUUACUCUUCAUUUGAAGGCAGAGUUAGGGAGUGAGUGGUAAGAAUGGCAAUAGUAAUACUUUAAGGAAGAAAAGAAAGAAAAAA